GCUAAAUGCUAAAUGCUAAAUGCUCGUAUAAAGUAUAAAGCCGUUCACUGCUGGCUUCUCUCACUUGCUUCCUGACUGAUCUUUUUUCCGCACCCAUCAGUUAUAUACAGGAAGAAAAGGCCAAAUAUGGCGAAACAGCAAAAUGGAUUUAGGGAAGGGUAGGGUAAAGCAUAAUUUAAUUAGUAUAAGUAUUUAUUAUUAUUAUUGUAAAUCUGAGAAUAAUAGGUAUAUAUAGUACUAGAUCAUGGGGAAGAAGAAACCAGAGAUGUCACAAGUUUAUAGCCAUUCAAAAAACGAAUUUAUAUUCGGUGAGAAUGGUGGAAAGGGGAAACAUCUUUCGUCGUUCCUCAAGAACUUAUCGUUAACGAGUUCAAGUUCUUCACUUCAAUCUUCAACGAAUUCAAAUGUUAGUACUAAUGAUUAUAAUGAUAUUAAUAGUAAUAUAUAUGGAUCUUUAAGUUAUGGGAAUUCAAAAGUUGGAUCUACUAGUUCUAAUCCUAAUGGUAUAAUUGAUAAUGGUCAUAGAAUUAUUCCUAAUCAAAGAUCUUUAAGUGUAGGUGCAUCAUUUUCUCAUGUAAAUGCUGCAACACCUCCUCCUCCACCACCAAAUGAAAGAUCAAAUACUUCUCCUUAUUCUCAUACUCAUUCUCAUAAUACAGGUUCAAGUUUAUUACUUAAGGGACCUCGUAGAUCUCAUUCAACUACAAGAUAUGCUGAUAAUGAUGAUGAUUGGGAUGCUGGACUUGAAGAAGUAUCUAAAAAUUUAAAGAUUGUUGAGAAUAAAAAUUUAUCAAGAGUGGCGAAUAUGAGUGAUUCUAUAAAUUUACAACCUCUGCCAGUAUUAGAUUCAUUAUAUCCAGAUUUAAUGAUUCCUAUAUCUUCAGGAAGUGCACCUGUAAGAUCUAGAUCAAAUUCUCCUCAAUAUAAGGGAAGAACUUCAAAGGAAUCAUUAGAUGAUGAAGAUUAUCAAAUAAAACUAGAAAUCAAUAGAUUAAAUCAAUUGAAUACAAAAUAUUCAAAAUUCAGAAGAAUCUUAACAUCAGAUAAUAAUAUAAAUUUGAAUGAAUUAAGAAAAAUUUCUUGGAAUGGUAUUCCAAAUGAAUUACGAGCAAUUUCAUGGCAAUUACUAUUGGGAUAUUUACCUACCAAUAAAACAAGACAAAGUUCUACAUUAAAGAGGAAAAGACAAGAAUAUAUUGAAGGAAUUGCAGGAGUAAUAACAAUAGAUUUUGAAAAUGAUAAUACAAAUAAUAAUGGAACUUCUGGUAAUAUUUCAUCAAAUUUAGGUUCUAAUAAUUCAGCAACAUCAUUAGCAAAUAAUAAUCGUGAUAAACAAAUAUAUCAUCAAAUAAAUAUAGAUGUAAAGAGAACUCAUCCUAAUAUUAAAUUAUAUAGUUACCCAGAAAUUCAAACAUCAUUAAGAAAAAUUUUAUAUCUUUGGGCAGUAAGACAUCCUGCAAGUGGAUAUGUUCAAGGAAUAAAUGAUUUAGUUACACCAUUUUUUCAAAUAUUCUUAGGGAAUUAUUUAUGGCAAUUACAACGUACAGUUUUUGGAGAAAAUGAAACUAAAUUAGAAGAUUUACAAUUAUUUAUACCUGGAUUAUUGGAUAGUGAAAAUAAAGAUGAAAAGGAACAAUCAUUAAUUAAUGAUCCUAAUUUAUUACAUUAUACCAUUGAUAAUAUAGAUCCAAGUUUAAUUUCUAGUCGAGUAUAUUCAAUAAUUGAGGCAGAUACAUAUUGGUGUUUAUCAAGAUUAUUAGAAAAUAUUACUGAUAAUUAUAUUCAUCAACAACCAGGAAUUAUAAGACAAGUAAGUGAAUUAAAAAAUCUUAUAUCUAAAAUGGAUCUUGAAUUAUUAAAUCAUUUAGAUAAUGAAGGAGUUGAAUUUAUUCAAUUUUCAUUUAGAUGGAUGAAUUGUUUAUUAAUGAGAGAAUUAUCUGUUGGAUUAAUUAUUAGAAUGUGGGAUACUUAUCUUAGUGAAACUCCAUUAGGAUUUAAUAAUUUUCAUGUUUAUGUAUGUGCAGCAUUUUUAAUUAAAUUCAGUAAUGAUCUUAAGGAAAGAGAUUUUCAAGAGAUUUUAUUAUUUUUACAAAAUCCUCCGACUACUUAUUGGAAGGAAAAGGAUAUUGAAUUAAUGUUGAGUGAAGCAUUUAUAUGGCAAAGUUUAUAUAAGAAUGCGAGUGCACACUUAAAGUAAAGUCAAGUAAAGUAAAGCUAAAUAAAUAGUAUUAGAAAUACACUACUAUAAUAAUACACUACUAUAAUAAUACUAUAACACAAUAAUAACAUAAUACUAUAAUUAUAUAGGGUAAUUUUUAAUGGCUGCAAUUUAUCCUCAUUAGAGUAAUCUCAAUUUUUCAGAGUUAUUUUUCUAUACAUUAUCAAUUUAUUAGAUGCUAACCAGUCACUAGAAAAAAAGUAUGGGGAAGUGCGCAUUUUGACUUCUCUUGAAAUUUUCUGAAGAUGAGCAAAGUAUGGGUGGUA
Scheffersomyces amazonensis is the source of this 2484-nucleotide messenger RNA. It is a transcript of the gene GYP1, whose product is annotated as Gyp1p. Gene Ontology annotation, molecular function: GTPase activator activity. Gene Ontology annotation, biological process: activation of GTPase activity. The transcript has a single exon. Gene Ontology annotation, cellular component: Golgi apparatus. The coding region runs from base 245 to 2197 and encodes 650 amino acids. NCBI's taxonomy places the organism in Eukaryota, Fungi, Ascomycota, Pichiomycetes, Serinales, Debaryomycetaceae. The record is from RefSeq and is a predicted model, not a curated record.